Molecule: messenger RNA, 6004 nt
Organism: Cadophora gregata
Lineage: Eukaryota; Fungi; Ascomycota; Leotiomycetes; Helotiales; Ploettnerulaceae
Exons: 3
Coding region: 2910-5603 (897 amino acids)
Biological process (GO): protein autophosphorylation; phosphorelay signal transduction system
Molecular function (GO): histidine phosphotransfer kinase activity; phosphorelay sensor kinase activity
Source: RefSeq, a predicted model, not a curated record
GUUUCGGGUAUUCAGAUACUAGAAGACUUGAACCAUUUUGCCUGGGAGUCAUGUUAUCGAUUUGUAUGAAUUUUGUCCAAAUAUUUGCAAGUCAUGGUUCGAAUUAUGAUAGGGCUGAGCCAGCUCCCUGUCUCCCGCCCAAGAGGCAAGGCAUAUUGCUUCUUCGCCGAUCAACUGAACGUAGAGUCAAUAAUCAGGAACUUAUGCUUCUGGUUUCACGGGAAUAUGCCCGAGAAUGCAAAGUCAAAUUCACCACCUUCAGCGAUGAUCCUGAAACCAUCACGCCAUCUCAGUCCUAAAACGCAUACAUGUCACUUGAGUCUUUGAAAGCUCCAGCAGCUUAGCUCCCCCAAGGCCAAGGAUCUAAGAUCAAGAGUUAAGCCCAGUACUGAAAAGAGGCUCCAAUGAUUCGCCGGCGGGAUUUUGAAGGAUGAGCUUUCUGAGACAUUUCAGAUGCGAAGUCAGCAUUUGCCUUGGACGCUCUUGGGAAUCAUUUCAUCGUUUUGAAAAGCUGUCAACCUGUUGCAGAAAUUGGACAGAGGGCUCCAUUUCAGAGUCAGUACCUAGGAGGUAUUGCGGAAUUUCGAUGAUUUCGUCUAACCGAGCUCAAAAGAUGGUGAGGAAUCCAAGCUGUCAAAGAAAAUAGGGUUAUGUAAAGAGGGGAAGUGAAUUGCGUCUAUCUUAUUCCGGGGACUGGAUCCGCAUCCGCAUGCGCAUUCUAAUUGGUACAAUAGUCUGAAGUUGUCUCACUGAAUAACAUGACGGAGACAGUUGAAGAACUGAUCGUCUUUCCAUUGGACAGAGAGUUCUCGACCUGCAAAUUACGCGAGAACCGCUAACAAAUGACGUUCGGAUGGAACGGCACUUGCACCAUUGUGGCUUUCGACAUUAAAACCCUAAUGAUUGUCUUCACGGACGUUGCGCCGAAGCAUGUGAGAGGUCAUCAGGAGAUCUCUGGGCAGUUUUGCUCGUAGAAAUCACGGGUGAGACUGGUGGCGCCCUCGGCCUGGAGGUUUAGGAUUAGCCUCCAGUGAGUGCUCCGAAGAGGUGCAUGUACUUUUCGGUCCGUACAACCUUACGAUGCGUGUCUUGGAGUUACAGACUCACAUCGAGGAGACUGCCAUUGCGGUAGAUCGGACUAGUGCCUGAACUUUAGAAAAGCCACAAGUUUGGCAUGAAAAGAGGGAUUGACUUUGUCCUGAUUCGUGCCUCCAAGACGUGGAAAUGGAAAUGGAAUAUCUUAUUGCCGGCACCAUUACCAAGAUCCAUUGGCUUGGUGCGAGUAACGUAACGUCGGGAGCAUCUUGCUGAAGGAGCCAAGGUAUUUCCAAUAGCCCAAGUGAAGAGAGAUGAUGCUGUCAUGCUGUUUCACUAUCCAGGCCAGCCUGCGGAUAAUAUUUGCUGUACUCUACCAGAUCAAGAUACUGGACUGGUACCCGCAGCACAGGACGACUCUCAUCAUCUCAUGACGGUGGAUAGAUCCAUAGCCAGGUUGUCGGUACUCGAACAGGAUGAUCUCCCGGCAUUACGAAUCGCAAUCAAAAGUAUGCCAGGUUCGCCAAAGUCCAGGACUUUAUUGAAACUCACCCCGCGUCGAUGGAAAACAAAGAAACAAGAUGUGAGAUGACAUUAUAUAUCUCUGGCGGCUGUCUCAUCAUAAUUGCAUAAAUCAAUCAAUCAAUCAUUUCAGCACGGUCGUGACUCGUGCAGGAAGAGUCACUGACGGAAACUGAGCUGCUGGGCAAAACUGUACGAGCAAGAUGGGCGGGCUCAUGGAGGGGCUGGAGGAUUUGGAUCAAGGGAAGUGGUGUCGGUGGUGCAACUUGCAAGGUGUGCAAGGUGCAAUUGCACGCUGACCCGCAUCAGCUUAGCGGCUGAUAGACGGCUGUCAAAUGGCCCGCUCCAGAACACUUACAGGGCAUCUCUCCGCAUGAUGCCUGCAGCCUUUAGCGGGGACAGCACCAAUCAGUCCCGGCGUCCAGUGACUCCAGUCAGGCACCCAAGAGCACCGACCCGCCCUACUCUGCUUCUGGCAAGGCCUGGCCCGGCAGGACUUCGAUUCCUUGCUGGAUCUGCGGUUCUAGAUCGGCCCACUGUGGUCGUCCAGGCCCAAGGCCCAAGGCCCAAGCCAAGCCCACCAGUGUCACCACGCCCGACCGACGGCUUCUAUCCAGCCAGACACCACCACCGCAGGUCCACAGCGCAGCGCAGCGCAGCACAGCAAAGCAAAGCACUACCCGCAACACAGCACUACCUACCUACCUAGGUAGAUCGGGUUCGGAUUCCAGAACUGAGGAAGCCUUUUGACUUUACUGCGAGGCCAUGCCAGGAGAGGAUAACGCUACGAGUACGCUACAGCAGCCUCACCAAGAGCUCCUCUCGCCCUCGCCCUCGCCCUCAUCUCAUGCCCGAGAUGCCCCCCUAAGCCUAAGCCUGGAAUCAACAUAGUCCCCACCAAAAGAGAGUCUGAAGCCCGCAGCCCGCAGCCCGCAGCCCGCAGCCCCGGCAUGCUAAUACCCUAUGUCUUGCGAACUUCUCUCCGUCUUUACGUCGACGAGUCCAGACCCCGUCAUUAAUCACAGCUUCUAGGUUGUAGCCUUCCGUGACUGUCCUCCCUGACCCGCCCACCUCUCACCACCAACGUCUACACUGUCUCCAAACCUACUGUGCUCGCAAACCUCGUUAGGAUCGAGUCGGGAACGGGAUACUGGACGCACACAAGAACGACGACAUUUGUGGAGGAUUCAAGGGUGCCGCUUUCAGGAACGAAGAAUUAAUCUGAGGACCAGACGACUUCCUUUCUGCUGGUUGCUGAACCAGAAUUCACUGGUUUAUUAUCCAAUCUCGUGUCUGGGUGGAAGCAUUGUCCAACACUGUAUGCAUUUCUACCAACAGCGGAGGAUCGUGGGAUGCAAAUGCACGAGAUAUCCUCCCUCCCGAACGCUUUCGAAGCCCGACCUUGUGGGCCCCGGACAUAUCGACCGUUACGGCAACGAGCAAGAGGCCGCUUGGAGAAGGAUAUAAAGGGAUCCUGCGUCAGACAGACUGAAGAGGGGGCGAUGGAGACGGACGUGGAAGAUGGGGACACUCAAGAACCGCCAAUAGACAGCCUCAUCGAACGAGCCUCGUUAUGUGUACCCGACUACGCAAACAAUACCGUACUCCACCAUGGGGAUGAUGGUUUCAAGGCUGCGCUCCGGCAAUACUUCCCAUCUGGAGAGAGCAACGUUACAGAGAGGUUGAUGGAGCUGAAAUCACAGCUGAAGAGCGCUUCGACACAUGACUUUUGGGGUAUCCUGAUGGAGGAAAUUUGUGAUAUCCUUGGGGCCCAGUCUGCAUAUGUCGCCAAACGGAUGCUUGUGGAUGACCAAGAUAGUGCGAUUGAGAUGCCCGAGCUAGGCGAGCCUGGAUCAUGUCUGAUGGGAGUCGCCUUUUAUCUCAACAAUGGGAAGGAUCCGAAGCAAAUGUUUCGGGACUACCGGUACCAUGCCUUUGGGACUCCGUGUGCCCACAUGCGCCAUGACAAGGUUUUCAUCGUUCCUGAGCGACUGUCAGAAUUUACGCCCAACAAUCCCAACAGCUUUGGAUUCCAUGAAGAGGCUUACAUCGGAGUGCCCCUCUUCACGGAAGGAAGGUGCUUCGCCCACUUUGGCGUGGUUUGGUCUUCUGAAGGUGCUACCAAGAGGAAACUAGGGUGGCCGUUCAUUGAGAUGUUCUUACAUUCUCUCGAAGAUAUGAUAUUGCAACGACUACUAGAAGGAAGAGGGUUCGUCAAGGAGAUGGCACCUACCGACUCGGCUUCCGCAAAGGUCAUCCCACUCACGGCUAUCACUGCCACUCAGUCCUUAAAGCCGUAUGCUCGGAGCCUCUCGCACGAAUUGAGAACGCCUAUGCAAGGAGUCGUUGGUAUGUUGGACAUCAUGUAUUCGACCGUCCUCGAUGCCAUGGAACAUCAGCAAAGCGAGCGAGUGCGAUCCGUUUUCGCGGAUCUCAAAACUCACAUUGAGGUUGUUCAAGAGAGUUCCCGACGAGCAGUAGAGGCAGCUGACAAUGUUGUUCAUGCUUAUGACCUUAACAUGCAAAUGCCCGAGACACCAUUGUCUGCAAAUGACUUGACGAAUUCAUUCAAAGGAACAUCCGGGCCCUCAUUAUUUCAUCGACGAUGGUCCGGUUCUGAUUCGAUCCCAAUUGUCAUGAAACGGAAGCGGAUCGAAGAACUAAACUUCGAGCCUGGCCCUCCCCUCAAGCGGAGAUUAACAGUCACAGAAGCCGAAAUCAUCAAUUCAUACUGUGCGGGUCAAACUAUCACUGCCUCAAGCCCAUCGACAAGCAGGACAACCUCAAGCACUGAAACCUCAAUGUCCACGAUGGCAUCAUCAGUAUCCUUGAGCGCCCCUCAUUCACCUGAGCAGAAGCAUAUCACUUCAGCAGUCCUGAGUCCGACCCAUCGUCGUGUUAUCACACGCGAGUUCAUGCGGAGCCUUGUGAACGAAGCAUUACGAAAUGGUCGUACUACCAGCGAGGUUCAUGAAGAGACGGAUCUAGGAGAGCAUAUCCACAUUAUAUCUACAGGAUCGAAUGGCGAACCUCAAGACAGGACGAUACACUUGGAGAUCGGAUCAGAUGUGCCAGAAGUUAUCAUAACCGAAGAACAACAUCUGCAAUUCGCGCUGCAGAAGCUCGUUGACAAUGCCAUCAAAUUUACCGAGCAUGGCACGAUUAGCAUCACAGUCAAGAUCGCAAGAAGUCUGCAGGUAGUUGAGAUCUGGGUUGUCGAUACAGGGUGUGGCAUAUCGGAGGAGUCGAAGUCGAGUCUGUUCAAACCUCACUUCCAGGAAGACGCAUCUAUCAGCCGAUCAAGAGAUGGUCUUGGGCUGAGUCUUUUCAAUGCGAAGGCUCAUGUGCGAAAGAACCUUGGCGGCGAUGUAACAUUGGAGCGGUCGUGCACUCACGGGCCACAUAAAGGCUCGGAGUUCCUGAUCAGGUUACCAAUCUCAGCACUAGAGACUGGCAAGACCGAUACUCCUCUCGUCGGUACCCCACCGCCAGGUGGAUUUGACUCUCCUCGACUGUCGCCCCUUCCUGAGUCCUCUAUGGACUCGAGACCCGUUUCCGCACAGUCUGAACCCGAACAGAAGCGGGCAAAAUCAACGGGUAAACGAGUUGCCUUCAAUCCGAACCUUGCCCAGGACUAUCCACUGAACAUACUGAUCGCCGAAGACAAUGCUAUCAACCGUGACGUUGCUGUCGGUUCUCUGAAGAAGCUCGGUUACAGCAAGAAUAACAUUACGUUGGCAUUCGACGGCGCCGAGGCAGUCAAGCAUUACGAGGCCUCGCUGGACAAGCCACAGGCAGAGAGGUUCCAUGUGAUAUUGAUGGAUAUAUGGAUGCCGAACCUCGAUGGUUACGGUGCGACGACACAAAUUAUGAACUUAUCACAGCAACGCGGACUGCCCACCAAGAUCAUCGCCGUGACAGCGGAUAUCACUGAGGAUUCGGUCGAUCGAGCGAAGGUGGCAGGCAUGCAAGGAUUCCUUGCAAAGCCUUACAAGGUGUUUGAUAUCGAGCGCCUGAUCGUGGAACAUUUUGAUAAAUGUUGCUAGACAAGAGGGAUUGGAUGAUAUUACAAGAGAUGACAUGGGAUGAGUUGAGAUGUGCAGUUUCGCUACUUUUUCCUUUGUACUAUCUUUCUGGAGUUAGGGCACAGGUCUGCUCAUAGCGAAUGCAUCUUAGCGUUUUGGGGUAUCUGGCGCUCAGGUUUAGGAGUUGGUCUGCGACUGGGAUCGGAUGCGAAAAUACAUGGUAUUUGGAGUGUAUUCUUGGGUGGGUUGGUUCAUAAACCCUGGCGUUCGAAGGGAUAAAGAAGGGAAAAGGGACCGGGAAUGAUUGAAAUGAGUGCGCCAUGAUGAAGAAGAGUGGCGGCUGUAUCUAUUAGCCUUGGUGGAGGAGUAAUACACUGUAUGACAGUGAUCUAAAGUAGUAAUACACUUUAUAUAAGACCUGA